This is a messenger RNA of Cryptomeria japonica (Japanese cedar), 3925 nucleotides long. RefSeq lists its product as uncharacterized. The coding region runs from base 463 to 3597 and encodes 1044 amino acids. Gene Ontology annotation, biological process: activation of GTPase activity. Gene Ontology annotation, molecular function: GTPase activator activity. The transcript is spliced from 5 exons. NCBI's taxonomy places the organism in Eukaryota, Viridiplantae, Streptophyta, Pinopsida, Cupressales, Cupressaceae. The record is from RefSeq and is a predicted model, not a curated record.
CACGGUGCAAGACAAAUCUCAACGCAGAUACGCAGAGGUAUAUAAUUUGGAUAUGCUUUUCUAAACCCUACGCAACAGGACGUUUUGUACCAAAAUGGAAACAAAACCACGAGCUUAACGUGCUCAAAUAAUUUAGACCAUUAAUUACCUACCAGUUUAGGGCUGAAUUUUCAUGGAGAAGACGAUUUGUUCUGCACAGUAAAUUAGGGCUGGAGAAACGCAUACAAGAGAAAAUUAAAAAUUGAGGCGUGCACGGGCACAGAUAAUGGAUUGGUGGUAGGCAAAGGUUUGGAACUUUGGGUCGAGAAAAUUUAUACCUAGUUGGGCUUGUAGAGAUUCAUUCGUCCACGUAUUCUCUUGCCUAUUCUCUCUACCCACGCUCACUUUUUUGGGAAAAAGUGGAUUGCCAGGGCGAGCAGAGCAUGCGAUUUAGGUUAGAGGAAUUCCGAUUCUGAUUGAGAAAUGGUAGAGGAGAUGAAUAUUGAGGAGGGCUUGUUGAGAGGGGUCGAGUGGAGGAUCAAAUUGGGAGUGCUGCCUGCAAACACGCGCUCCAUUUCUCAGCUCAGGCGAGCCGCAGCCGAUGGCCGACGGAAGUAUGCUGAGUUAAGAAGGCGCCUUCUUGUUGACCCACAUAUUAUGGAAGAAAACCAUGCAGGUGCUGAUCUGAGUAUGGACAAUCCUUUAUCACAAAAUCCAGAGAGUGUAUGGGGCCGCUUCUUUCGGAAUGCUGAACUUGAAAGGACCAUAGACAAUGAUUUGUCACGGUUAUACCCUGAGCAUGGCAGCUAUUUUCAGACCACUUCAUGCCAGGCUAUUCUCAGACGCAUUUUGCUGCUAAGAGCAUUAAGGUAUCCAGAACAUAGCUAUCGGCAAGGAAUGCACGAACUGCUUGCUCCUCUCUUGUAUGUUCUGCAUGUUGAUAUCAUGCAUCUCUCCCAUGUGAAGCAUCUGUAUGGAGACCUUUUUGAUGACAGGUUUGAGGAUCUCUCAUUUCAAGAGAUCAAUCGAAGUUUGAGCAAGAAUUUUGAGGAACGAAAAAACAUAUCAAUCUUUGGUAAAACUGUGAUGAAAGUGGAAGAUGAGGCCAAAUCAGUGGAUAGCAUUUCCAGCGUUGACAGCUCUUGUACUGAAUCAAGUUUGGGCAAACUUGGCAGUAGCGAUAAUCUUGAUACAGAUUUCAUGUCUAUCAUUUUGAGCAGUGAUGCAUAUGGGGUGGAGGGGGAGCUUGGGGCUCUUUUAUCUACAAGAUUUUUGGAACAUGAUGCUUACUGUAUGUAUGAUGCAUUAUUGAGUGGAGCAGGUGGGGCAGUUGCUAUGGCAGAUUAUUUCACGAACACCCCUGCAGCCGGCUCUAUAGCAGGGUUGCCUCCUGUUAUUGAAGCAUCUGCUGAUAUAUACAAGUUACUUGCCAUUGCUGACAUUUCCUUGUACUGUCAUUUAGUCGACCUUGGUGUUGAACCCCAGUAUUUUGCUUUGCGUUGGUUGCGUGUGCUGUUUGGUCGAGAGUUUGUGCUUGAGAAUCUGUUACAUGUUUGGGAUGCUAUAUUUGAAGCAUCUAAUACUCCUCUAUCAUCUUAUGGAAAUGAUGUCCAUGGAAGUAGUAUUCCAUACUCUCCUCGCAGUGCAUUCAUUUCAGCUGUAGCAGUUUCGUUGCUUUUGCAUCUGCGAUCCUCAUUGCUUAGCACAACAAAUGCAACAACUUGCCUCCAAAAGUUGCUUAAUUUUCCAAAGGAUGCAGAAGUGAAGAAGUUAAUUAAUAAGGCAAAGCUGCUUCAAGCUCUGGCUUUGGAUACAAAUGACAGUAGUCCACCUUCCAUUGGGAAAAUGGGCCAAAAUUUUGAAAAUGGAGGAAUAACUAAGCUUGUUAGGAGCACAAGUGCUUCUCCUUCAUGUCAGGCACCCAAAUUGUCUCACAAAGCUGCAAUUUUGCAUCACCAAAAAUCAAGUUCAUGUUCACCAGAUAAAUUGACAGUUGCAGUGCCAGAGAGCUAUUGGGAGCAGAAAUGGAGGAGUUCUAUGCUACAAAGAAAUGUGCCUGAAGAUUCAUUUGGUCAAGAAAGUGAAUGUCUUGGCAAGGCUUUACCUGGGCAAGUAGAUUUCAAGAAUUCUGCUGAUGCUUCAUGUCAAGAACAUAUUGUUUGCAACUCUGUUGAUAGUUCGGAGUCGCAGGAAAUAGGAAAUGAGUACGGUUCCAUCCCAUCAAUUGCUGACCAAGGGUUCUCAAUUGUUAUUGGUGCCAAACAUGAAAGUGGUACUUACUCUGUCAGAUCAGCUCGAAGAAAAUUGCUAGAUGAUAAGUUUGAGGGAAAUGAUACCAAUACCACAGAUAAAAAUGUAUCAAGUGGAAAUAAUUUUGAUCAGCAUAAUGAAAGGCGCUUGGUGGAUGACAUAGAUGACAGAGGCACAGAUAUUUUAAAAUGUAAUGAUUCUUUAAAAGAUUUUAACUCUGACACUCCUUCAGUCCAACGAAGUGAGAGUCAGAGCAAAGAAACAAACCAGGAGACUAAUGCAUUGGCUUCAUCUUUAGAUGCCCAUAUGACAACUGACUUAGAAGUGGAUAAAAAUUCUAUGCAUGCUAAGGAUAGAAUGAACAAUGCAAGUAUGGCAGCUAAAGAAGAAUCCUCAGAAGUUUCCAUCAGUGGUGGUGGACAUAUUCAAACAUCUCUACAGCGUCCAUGUGAGGUUUCCACGAAAUGUACGUCCAAGGAACCAUCAGGGAAGGUCCUCACAAGUGGUUCUUCACAAAUAGAAGGGAAUUCAGGUGCUACUAGAAAACAAAACCCUCCAACAGCAGCUCAUUCUGGAAAGAUCCAUUGGAUUUGGAAUUUAUUUAGGAAUAACAGUAUUGAAAAAGGGAGUAAUGGACUUUUCAAAACCAAAGGAAAAGACAACAUUGUUUCUGAUUGCAAGAAGGUUUUCCCUGAGAAAAGUAGUGUGUCUCCAGAAAACAAGAAUGAUGAAGGUAACUCCCACUAUGCUUGUGAGAAUAAAACUAGAAGAGAUCAGACCUCACAAAUUUGUGAGGAUGGCAGAGAUCAAGCCAUCAUUUGUGAAAAUCAUGGAAAUCAAGCCUCACAUGUUUGUGAGGAUAUUAGAGAUCAUCAUUCACACAAUUUUGAAGAUGACAGACCUGAGCCCUUACAAAUUUCUGAGGACGGUAGAGACCAGCCAUUACACAUUUCUGAGGAUAGCGAUCAGCUCUCACAUGUUUGUGAGAAUGACAGAGAGAAUCUGUUUUCUGAUCAUGAAAUUAAUGGAGAUGAGCUCUCUUGUAGUUCAGAUGCUUCAAGUGCAAAUGCAGCAAAUUGCAGUUGUUCAUCCCCCCUUGUUAAAUCAGAGGCAACAUUACUUUCUAAAAGUGAGGACCCAUCAGAUAAUUUGAGAAUUUUGGGUCAAUCUAUGCUUGAGAAUAUUCAGGUCAUUGAAUCAACUUUUUUGCAAGGUUGUGUUACAAAGAACAAGGAUGAAAUGCAUGUUGCUUCAACAGAAAGGUUGGAGCAUUCGUCCAUGAAUGUACUUGCAGGAAAAGGACAGGCUGCAGCUCUGGCUGCUCUAACAGAGUUGCGGAAGAUCAGCAAUGUUUUGUCACAGAUGUGAUCCCAAUGUAUAUAUAAUAUAUUAUGCAUUCAUUCUUCUAUUCUUGUUUGAUAAGAAGUUUGGUCUUUUCCACAGCCUGCAGCAGAUCAAUAAUGCAAUUCCACUUUUUGGAGUGGAAUCCGUAGAAGAUCUUUCUACUUAUACAUAAAGGUGCAUUGUAUAUUAGGGACUGCGGAGAUUUUCCUUUCCCAGUAAUUGUGGAAAGUCUUGAUCAGAUAAAAAUAAUAUUUCCUGCUGCCAAAUAAUUUCUUGAUGGCAAACUUAAUGUACAACUGAUUUUUCCCCUCAUGAAACAAAAGAAGGCAAAGUAUCUUUGGGAUUUCCUUCA